This is a messenger RNA of Macrobrachium nipponense, 1476 nucleotides long. Its product is annotated as breast cancer type 2 susceptibility protein homolog. Gene Ontology annotation, cellular component: nucleus. The record is from RefSeq and is a predicted model, not a curated record. The transcript is spliced from 8 exons. Bases 16 to 1476 code for a protein of 486 amino acids. Gene Ontology annotation, biological process: regulation of DNA-templated transcription; double-strand break repair via homologous recombination. Lineage: Eukaryota; Metazoa; Arthropoda; Malacostraca; Decapoda; Palaemonidae.
AUUGUUGAUAAUGCAAUGCUCCAAGUCCAUAAUAGAGGAAAAAUCAGUGUUGGUACAAAAUUAUUGAUCCAUGGAGCUGAGCUGGCUGGUCAUUUUUCGCCUUGUCAUCCGUUAGAGGCCCCGCCAGGUUUAGGUUUGCGACUUCAUACAAACAUGGUAAGAAGGGCACGUUGGUGGUCACGCCUUGGCCUCAUAUCUCAACCACUCUGCUUGCCUGUGCAAUUGGGGUCAAUUCUUAGUGAUGGUGGAGUUGUCGGUUGCAUUACUGUGGUACUUAGUCGCGUUUAUCCACUCAUUUAUUUUGAAAGAUCCAACAAGAAUUCUUGUUUUCGAGGGGAAAAGGCUCAUCUAAGACUUGUGAAAGAAAAUCAGCAGCUCAAGGAAAUAACUUUACACCAGAUAGUGACAGAAGUUGAGAAAGAAUUUUCAAAGGAGGAGGGGUCACUUAAUCAGAAGAAUCGGAAUAGGGUUUCUAUAACUGGCAAAGAGGUUUCGGAUCUACGAAGGGGGAAAGAAAUAGCCCAGUUCUUGGAAAAUACUAUGGAUGAUUCCAGUGCUGAGGGAAUGUUAACUGCAUCUCAGAUAGAGCUGGCAAGAUCUUGGCACCAAGAGCAGGCUGAGAUGAAAAGGAACAAAAUAAAUGCUGAAGUCCAUCGCAGACUUAACACAAAGGAAAAACUGUAUGAAGCAGUCCCUGUGUUAAAGAUACGAGUAAUGGAUACCAAUGGGUCCUGUGCAAUACUCUCAGUAUGGCGACCAUCUGAAGACCUUCAGCAAUCACUGUUGGAAGGGAAAAUCUUCCGCAUCUUUUAUGUUGUGGCUGCUGGUUAUAGAAGGGAUUGUCUUCAGUUAACAGCCACACGCCAAACACGCUGGGAAGACAUUGGGACUGAAACAGACCACAGUUUCCCAGACUGUCGCCGUCAUGUAACACCUCUGUGUCUUACAUUAUCUAAAAAUCUGCAACCAGCAUGGAAUGAGGUUGAUGUUGUUGGAGUGGUAUUUAGAAUUAGUCAAAUGGACCAAGGAUCCCAACUGGUAUACAUUGUUGAUCAUCAUAUUAAUAUCCUUGCUCUUAAAUUUGGGGAGUGUGGAGUUGAAGAUAUUGUUUCUUGUGCAUCAAUAUUAUACGUGUCAAAUGGAUCCUGGCGAGGAUACAGUGAUGGAAGGUGUGCCUGUGUCCAUGUAACUGAAUUAAGUGUUGUGUCAGUUUCUCCUCGUCAUUCACACUUGGUGGAAGCUUUUGAACACUUGAAGAAAAAAAUUGAGAUAGAAAGUGCACCUAAAGAUUUUACCCCUAGGCCCAAUGAUGGAAAAGUUCUGCCACAGUUGUUAACAAUUGAAAUAUCACUCCUGAAUCUCCUUAGUACGGCUUCAAACAAUGUAAAUAUUACAGAGGAACACCCUGUUCCAAGUGAAAUAUCAAAUCCAGAACACCUAUUAGGGUGCACAGAAAUUCAAAAAGAAACAAAUUAA